This is a messenger RNA of Nannizzia gypsea CBS 118893, 831 nucleotides long. RefSeq names its product methyl-CpG binding domain-containing protein 4. The coding region runs from base 1 to 831 and encodes 276 amino acids. Gene Ontology annotation, biological process: base-excision repair. The record is from RefSeq and is a predicted model, not a curated record. Gene Ontology annotation, molecular function: DNA binding; catalytic activity. The transcript has a single exon. NCBI's taxonomy places the organism in Eukaryota, Fungi, Ascomycota, Eurotiomycetes, Onygenales, Arthrodermataceae. Gene Ontology annotation, cellular component: nucleus.
AUGGCAAAGAGUCAGAAAACAUCACCAUAUUUUAAAAGGAAACGCCCUGAUAUAACAUCAUGUAUUCCAUUCCCUCCUAUAUCUGCAGUCUCAUUUGGAUUAAUACAGGAGAAGCUCGCCCAUGAGCCAUUUCGACUUCUUGUUGCUACCAUAUUUUUGAAUCGAACCAGGGGAGAAGUUGCGAUACCUGUGCUGUACAGUGUUUUUGAACAUUAUCCGACUAUUGAAUCUUUAGCCAAUGCCGACUUUGAUGAACUGGUCUCCUUAAUUCGACGAUUAGGAUUCCAAAACUCACGAGCCAAAAAAUGCAUUGCUCUCGCUAAAGCAUGGAUAGCGAAUGCCCCUGAGCCGGGGAAGCGGUAUCGGAAACUUCACUAUCCUAAUAAAUCUGAUGGCUCGGACAUUAAAUGUGGCGAGGUUUUGACUGAUGACGAUACCCGGGUUGCUUGGGAGGUUGGUCAUUUACCGGGUAUCGGACCUUACGCUAUAGAUAGUUGGAGGAUAUUCUGUCGAGAUGAGUUACGUGGUUUAGCCACCGACUGGAAUGGAGCAGGUACAUCAGAAGGAUUCUUGCCAGAGUGGAAAUCAGUACACCCAAAGGACAAAGAACUUUGUGCUUAUUUGGCAUGGAUGUGGCUCAGGGAUGGCUGGAUUUGGGACCCUCAAACAGGAACGAAAAUUGCGACCAAUAGGCGGAUCCUUCGAGCGGUUCGGGAUGGUGGUUUAGUCCUACACAAAUCUAGCGGGAAAUGGGUUUUGGAUCUCACUGCGGCUGGGGAGACGUCACUAUCAAUCGAGGUCGGCGCGGCAAAAUUUGUGAAUACUAUUUAA